AUGGUUUCUCAAAUCGUUGCACUGAAGGCGGCUCCCCAGAUGCAAAGUUUGGGGGUUCAUAGCAUGUCAUCAAAAGUCUCUCUUCUUGAGGAGAGACAAAGAGUACCUAUUUACGCAGCAGCACAUUGCAUUGUUGCACGAUACUUGAAACAAUUCUUUCACGAUUCUUCCACGAUUUUUGAGAAGAGGAACAGAUUGAAGCUGCUGAAACAGAUUAUGUCGUUUGUUAGCUCUUCCCCUCCUGAGGCCAGAAAAUGUAAGUGUGGUGUGCCAAUGGCCAAGCUCACUAGCUGGACAAGGGAGAAUCCAGGCAGGAAGUUCAUAUCAUGUAAGUUUUAUGACCCAAUAACAGAAACAAGGGGUUGCAAAGCUUUCGAAUGGGUUGAUCAACCUGAUGGAACAGAUUGGCAAACAGGGGUUAUCAACAACCUGUUGUUGGAUAAGAAGCUGCUAAAGGGUGAAGUUAAUGAAUUGAAAAGGGAAGUUGAUGAAAUCAGUGGCCAAAGGAGGUGCCUACUUAAUGAAGUUGAUAAUUUGAAGAUGAGAUGCAAGGCCUUGAACGCUGACAGGAAGAGAAUGAACAGGGAGUGCAAUGAAGGGAAGGUGUCUUCAAUCAGCUGUUUUGGUUGGGUGGGCAUGGCCAUUUGUAUAGGUUUGUCAAUGGGUGUAAUUUUCCUAAUGGCUAGGGGUGUGUAAUAGUAAGCUGUAUUAAGUAGUUAUAAUUUCUUGUAAUGACUUGAAGUGUUAUAAAUAUGUCUUUUAAUCAA
Messenger RNA from Chenopodium quinoa (quinoa), 767 nucleotides. RefSeq lists its product as uncharacterized. NCBI's taxonomy places the organism in Eukaryota, Viridiplantae, Streptophyta, Magnoliopsida, Caryophyllales, Amaranthaceae. The transcript has 3 exons. Bases 1 to 696 code for a protein of 231 amino acids. Gene Ontology annotation, molecular function: zinc ion binding. The record is from RefSeq and is a predicted model, not a curated record.